This is a messenger RNA of Exaiptasia diaphana, 1995 nucleotides long. RefSeq lists its product as uncharacterized. Bases 130 to 1740 code for a protein of 536 amino acids. Gene Ontology annotation, molecular function: Notch binding; calcium ion binding. Gene Ontology annotation, biological process: Notch signaling pathway. NCBI's taxonomy places the organism in Eukaryota, Metazoa, Cnidaria, Anthozoa, Actiniaria, Aiptasiidae. The record is from RefSeq and is a predicted model, not a curated record. The transcript has 14 exons.
UGGGAAACAGCACAAAAUCCCUGGAAAUCCAGAAGUCCACGCUGACGCUAAUUUGGCUGCAAUUAUUUUGCUGCCUUUUAAGGAAAAGCUAGUUUACCACGGCUUCCAGAUCAGCUUUACACGCUACAAAUGAAUCUUCAUUUCAUUGGAAUCCUUUUUUUCGUCCUGUGGAAAAUACAACUCUCAAGUUGCUAUGGUUGUGAUAUAAACCCUUGUCAAAAUGGAGGAUCGUGUAGAAAUGUUUCAGGAGACUAUAAUUGUACGUGUAACAAAAGCUGGCAAGGAAAACACUGCGAACAAGAUGUGGACGAAUGUCUAACCAGCCCAUGCAARAACCAAGGAAUGUGUCUUAAUUCUCCAGGAAGUUACAUGUGUGGCUGCAUAUCAGGCUGGAAGGGCCAUAAUUGUGAUCAAGAUGUGGACGAAUGUCUAACCAGACCAUGCAAGAACGAAGGAAAGUGUCUUAAUUUUCCAGGAAGCUACAUUUGUCGCUGCAUGCCAGGCUGGAAGGGCCAUAAUUGUGAUCAAGAUGUAGAUGAAUGUUCGACCUACCCUGGAAUAUGUCAGAACCACGAAGAGUGUUAUAAUAUUCCUGGAAGCUUCAUAUGUCGCUGUCAUUUAGGAUGGAAGGCUCAAACUUGUCCACGAGCCAUUAUUUAUGGAUCAAGUAUUCCUGGACAAGGUUAUGUUUAUUAUAUGCUGCCAAGAACCCCUUAUUUUCAAACAAAGAAAAGACAAGUACUGCAGAUUUUAAAGGAGCGAAUGACAUGGACUGACUUUCAAAAAACUGCAAAGGUUGCUUGUAAAACAGCAGGGUACAUUGGACCGUUUUCGCCUUCUCUACCAGGUUAUUUCGAUAAGAAUGCACUUGGCCACUCAGCUUAUAUGUUGAUCCGAUCGGGCGGAUGCAGUGGCGAUGAAACGUCAUUGAUCGCUUGUUCCUAUACCCUUCUCGUCACUCAUAGGUUUUCGAAGUACAGGUUGAAGGUGAAUUGUUUACCACCGAAUCGCAGCCACAUGCACGGAGUUUCCUAUAACCUUUGGAAAGGCAAACUCUUGCCUAGUGACGUUUCCAGUUGGAAACUUGCUUCAAUAUAUCAAAAUAAGCCCAUGGCUUCCCACAUCCUGCCCUCAUUCGAUGUUAAUUUCAGAGUGUACCCUUAUCUAUGUAUCAAACUAUCUGGAUACUUGAUGGUUAAUCGUCCAGGAAUGUAUUCCAUUGCUGCAACUUGUAAAGAUGGAUGUGAAGUAUGGUGGAAGAGGGUCGAGGAGCAAGGUCUUGAUGAUGAUGGGUCAACUGCAAGUAUGAUCAUCAAGCUAAAGUCAACUUUAAUACCAAAUGCGUACGAGCGAAGUCCUGAGCAAAUCAAAAGCAUGCAUAUUGGAUGCCAUUUCUACCAUCUUGAAGUUUACACCAGYUUAUUGUACGAGCUAAAUAUGAAUAAGUUCACAAAUCUGGCAAUACGAUCUCACGAUGAUGGUCGUUGGUCCGCUCCUAUACCAAGCAAAUUUUUGUACUGGUACCGCCCAGGAGAAAGGAAACUUUAUUUCAAUGUGACAAACAGCAUUAGCUCUCGCGUAAAUCUUGGUUCGCAACUUUUAAUAGAAGCUUUGUACAAGUUUUGCUGUGUUGGUGUGAAAUGUCCAUCUUGCCCAUUGACUCUUUACCUUAAUGCCCUUGGACAUAGCAUAUUGGUGAAUAGAAGCUUACAAAUGAACUGUGUGCAAUUAUACCAUUGAUGUUAUACAACAGCCCAAUAAUUACUCUAUAGAGAUAAGCUACUAUUUAAAUGGAGAUAAAGGGACAGAUAAAGAAACGUACAAUUGUCAAGACUGUUCAAGUUUCUGGUGCAGUAGCACGUGUUUUCAUCUUUUCCUCUGAGGUUAUUUAUUUCAAGCUUAGUAGUAUUAACGUUUGGGACCAGGCUCUCGACAAGCACGCUAUUCUAUAUAUGUCAUAUCAAUGUGGAAAAGAUAGAGGAAAUAUGGUUAUCU